GAUGAACAGGGUGAGGAAGCCUCGGACUGCCACAGGAGUCUUCUAUGGAUAGACGUCAGAAUAUGAGCGCCUCGUUUUUGUAGUUUGUCUCAAAUCUGAGUCUUGCCGCCGGUUCAGCUCAGCUAGCACGCAUGCUAAUGGGACGGAAAGUAAUGAUAGUGAUAAAAUAGUAUGUCAGUUAAACGGAGAGAUGGACUGAGUAGUAAAGGAACUCAAAUUUGAGCUGUCCAAGUUGAUAAAGUUAGCUUUAUUGUCCCAUGUGUUGCUUCCUCCUAACUACAAACCACGACUUGGACACACUCCAGACUGGGUCCGAACUCUGGAUUUUAUCACAACACAAUAACUUAAUUUAGUUAGCUAAACUGUUAGCUAACUAAACAAAGUUUUCUCCUGUCCGCUAUGUCUGGAAGUGAAGAUGACAGAGAUGAUUAUGGAGCUCCCGACGACCGCUUAAUGCAAGAUGAUGAGGAAGAGGAGAUCUCAGAGAAUGAGGCCCCAAAGGUGAAGAAGAAGAAAAAAGCCAAGAAGAGUAAAGAGGGCAAGGGCAGCAAGAGGCGGUCGCGCAGAGAGGAGCUUGCCAUCAGCUCCCCAGAGCCCAUGGACAUGGGUGGGGUGGAGGAUGUAGAAGAUGGAGGCUCUAUCCAACGUUCUGACAGCGAGGGCAGUGAUUACACUCCAGGGCGCAAGAAGAAGAAGAGAGCAAGCAGUGGCAAAGAAAAGAAGAGGAAUAGCGCAGGGGUUGAGAGGAGCUCUAAGAGGAAAGAGCCAGAGCCAGAAGAAGACGAUGACGACGAUGAUGACGAUUGCUCGGAACCAAAGUCUUCGUCUCAGCUGCUGGAUGACUGGGGCAUGGAGGACAUUGACCACGUCUUUACUGAGGAAGACUACCGAUCUCUGACCAACUACAAGGCCUUCAGCCAGUUUGUCAGACCCCUCAUUGCAGCCAAAAACCCCAAAAUUGCCGUGUCAAAGAUGAUGAUGGUUCUGGGAGCAAAGUGGCGUGAGUUCAGUACCAACAACCCCCUGAGAGGCGCAGCUGCUGCAAACGCUGCGCUGGCUACUGCCAACGUACCAGCUGCUGUGGACACCAUGGUUGCAGAGGUCGCCCCAGUGGCUGUUGCUCCGCCAGCCCCAGCAGAGCUUCUGCAGACUCCUGCACCUCCAAUCCGCAAGGCCAAGACCAAGGAGGGCAAAGGUCCCAAUGCCCGCAAAAAAUCAAAACCUGCAGCAAAACCACAAGAGAAAAAGAAUAAUGUCAAGACAAAGAAAGUUGCUCCUUUAAAAAUCAAACUGGGAGGUUUCAACAGCAAGAGGAAACGCUCCUCAAGCGAGGAGGACGAGCCUGAUGUUGAAAGUGAUUUUGAAAAUGGCAGCAUCAAUAGCGUCUCCAUCUCGGAGGGUUCAAACAGUCGCAGCAGCCGCAGCAAAAAGAAGACCUCCAAGAGCAAACCCAAGAGAAAGAAAGAAGCAGAAGAGGGUGACGGAUAUGAAACGGACCACCAGGACUACUGUGAGGUUUGCCAGCAGGGUGGAGAGAUCAUUCUGUGUGAUACUUGCCCCCGAGCGUACCACAUGGUCUGUCUGGACCCUGACAUGGAGAAAGCACCUGAGGGUACCUGGAGCUGCCCGCACUGUGAGAAAGAGGGCAUCCAGUGGGAAGCCAGGGAGGAAGCCUCAGAAGGAGACGAGGACAACGGUGAGAUAGGAGAGACUGAGGAGGACGACCACCACAUGGAGUUCUGCAGGGUCUGUAAAGACGGAGGAGAGCUCCUCUGCUGCGACUCGUGUCCCUCGUCGUACCACAUCCACUGCCUCAACCCUCCGCUCCCCGAGAUCCCCAACGGAGAGUGGAUCUGCCCCCGCUGCACGUGUCCGCCCAUGAAGGGGAAAGUACAGAGGAUUUUGACAUGGCGGUGGGGAGACCCCCCUCCUCCUACACCUGUGCCACGCCCUCCAGACCUCCCGGCUGAUGCCCCUGACCCCGCCCCGCUGGCAGGGCGCCCCGAGAGAGAGUUUUUUGCCAAAUGGUGCAACAUGUCCUACUGGCACUGCUCUUGGGUCACAGAGCUCCAGCUGGAGAUGCACUGCCAGGUGAUGUUUAGGAACUACCAAAGAAAGAAUGACAUGGAUGAGCCCCCGCCCAUUGACUUUGGUGAUGGAGAGGAGGACAAGUGCCACAAGAGGAAGAACAAAGAUCCAACAUAUGUUCAGCUGGAGGAGAAAUAUCUCCGCUUUGGGAUCAAGAUGGAGUGGCUGAUGCUCCACCGCGUCCUGAACCACAGUGUGGACAGGAAGAACAACGUCCACUACCUGAUCAAGUGGCGAGAGCUGCCAUACGACCAGUCCACCUGGGAGGCCGAGGACAUGGACUUGCCCGAGUUUGACCUCUACAAGCUACAGUACUGGAACCACAGAGAGCUGAUGAUGGGAGAUGAAGGGAGACCAGGAAAGAAAAUGAAGAUUAAAGGAAGGGUGAAGCGGCCAGACAGGCCUCCUGAGAACCCGGUUAUAGAUCCAACGAUAAAGUUUGAGCGUCAGCCAGAGUACCUGGACAGCACUGGAGGGAAUCUGCACCCCUACCAGCUGGAGGGUCUCAACUGGCUGCGGUUCUCCUGGGCUCAGGGUACCGACACCAUCCUGGCCGAUGAAAUGGGUCUGGGAAAGACUGUGCAGACCGCAGUCUUCCUCUACUCGCUGUAUAAAGAGGGUCACUCUAAAGGGCCAUUCCUGGUCAGCGCUCCUCUCUCGACCAUCAUCAACUGGGAGAGAGAGUUUGAGAUGUGGGCGCCUGACAUGUACGUGGUGACAUACGUAGGAGACAAGGACAGCAGAGCCGUCAUCAGAGAGAACGAGUUCUCCUUCGAAGACAACGCCAUCCGAGGAGGGAAGAAGGCGUCCAGGAUGAAGAAAGACUCAUCCAUCAAGUUCCACGUUCUGCUGACGUCAUAUGAGCUGAUCACCAUCGACAUGGCUGCCCUGGGCUCCAUAGACUGGGCUUGUCUGGUGGUAGAUGAGGCCCACAGGCUGAAAAACAACCAGUCCAAGUUUUUCCGAGUGUUGAACAACUACUCGCUGCAGCACAAACUUCUGCUGACCGGAACUCCUCUGCAGAACAACCUGGAGGAGCUUUUCCACCUGCUCAACUUCCUCACACCUGAGAGGUUCAACAACUUGGAGGUCUUCUUGGAGGAAUUUGCCGACAUCGCUAAGGAGGACCAGAUCAAGAAGCUUCAUGACAUGCUGGGUCCGCACAUGCUCAGGAGGCUGAAGGCCGACGUCUUCAAGCACAUGCCCUCCAAGACCGAACUCAUUGUCAGAGUGGAGCUCAGCCCAAUGCAGAAAAAAUACUACAAAUUCAUUCUGACGAAAAACUUUGAGGCCCUGAACACAAAAGGAGGAGGAAACCAGGUUUCACUGCUCAAUGUUGUCAUGGACCUCAAGAAAUGCUGCAAUCACCCCUACCUCUUCCCUGCGGCUGCUAUGGAAGCUCCAAAGAUGCCCAAUGGGAUGUAUGACGGAAAUGCACUCACAAAAUCCUCUGGCAAACUGCUGUUACUGCAGAAGAUGAUGAGAAAACUGAAGGAGGGAGGGCACCGAGUACUGGUUUUCUCUCAGAUGACUAAGAUGUUGGAUCUUCUGGAGGACUUCCUGGAGAAUGAGGGUUACAAAUAUGAGAGGAUUGAUGGAGGAAUCACAGGAGGGAUGAGACAGGAAGCUAUCGAUCGUUUUAAUGCUCCUGGUGCUCAACAGUUUGCCUUCCUGCUGUCGACAAGGGCUGGAGGAUUGGGCAUCAAUCUGGCCACAGCCGACACCGUCAUCAUCUACGACUCUGACUGGAAUCCUCACAAUGACAUCCAGGCCUUCAGCAGAGCUCAUCGUAUCGGUCAAAACAAGAAGGUGAUGAUCUACCGAUUUGUCACCAAGGCUUCAGUGGAGGAGAGGAUUACUCAGGUUGCUAAGAAAAAGAUGAUGCUGACUCACCUGGUGGUCCGACCUGGUCUCGGCUCCAAAACCGGUUCCAUGUCCAAACAGGAACUGGAUGACAUUCUCAAGUUUGGAACAGAACAGCUUUUCAAGGAUGAAGGAGAGGGGGAGAAAGAGGAGGACAGCAGUAUCAUUCACUACGACGACAAAGCCAUCGACCGACUGCUGGACAGGAACCAGGACGCCACCGAUGACACGGAGCUUCAGAGCAUGAACGAAUAUCUGAGCUCGUUCAAAGUGGCUCAGUAUGUGGUCAAAGACGAGGAGGAGGAGGAGGAGGAAGUGCAGCGGGAGAUCAUCAAGCAGGAGGAGAGCGUGGAUCCAGAUUACUGGGAGAAGCUGCUGCGGCACCAUUAUGAGCAGCAGCAGGAGGAUCUGGCCCGGAACCUGGGCAAAGGCAAACGGAUCCGCAAGCAGGUCAACUACAACGACGGCUCACAAGAAGACAGAGCUGAUUGGCAAGAUGACCAGUCCGAUGGCCAAUCAGAUUACUCUGUGGCGUCCGAGGAGGGUGAUGAAGACUUUGACGAGAGAUCAGAAGCCAACUCUCGCAGGCCGAACAGGAAGGGCCUGAGAAACGACAAAGACAAACCAUUGCCCCCCCUGCUGGCCAGGGUGGGAGGCAACAUUGAGGUGUUGGGUUUCAACUCUCGUCAGAGGAAGGCCUUCCUGAACGCUGUGAUGCGUUACGGGAUGCCUCCCCAGGAUGCAUUCACCACCCAGUGGCUAGUCCGAGACCUGCGAGGGAAAUCAGAGAAAGAGUUUAAGGCCUACGUCUCUCUGUUCAUGCGCCACCUCUGUGAACCCGGAGCCGACGGUGCUGAGACCUUCGCAGAUGGUGUUCCCAGAGAAGGGUUGUCACGGCAACAUGUUCUCACUCGCAUCGGUGUUAUGUCACUUAUUCGCAAAAAGGUCCAAGAGUUCGAGCAUGUCAACGGCCAGUGGUCGAUGCCCUGGAUGGCCGAGCUGGAAGAGAACAAGAGGGCUGCAGCUCAGCCGGAGUCUCCUGGGAAAACCCCAUCCACCGGCACCCCUGCCGACACACAGCCCAAUACCCCCGCUCCAGCUGAUGAUUCCGCAAAGAACGAUGAAGCAGCAAAAGACGGGGAGAAGGAGGUGAGGAAAGAGGGUGAGGCGGAGAAGAACGGCAAGGAGCCUGUCAAAUCCACCGAGGUUAUCGCCAUUCCCGAUGAUGACGAGAAGAGUCCGGAAGCAGAGCAAGAGAAAAAGAACGGAGAGGAGCCAAUGGAGACAGACAAGCCGAGCAACGGGGAAGCAGAGAGCGUGAAGGAGAAGGAAACCGAGAAGGAAGGAGAAGGCGAGAAGAAGAGUCCAGAGGGAGAAGAGGAAACCAAACCGCCUGUAGAAGCAAAGACAGAGGUGUCAGAGAUCAAACCCGAGGACUCGGAAAGCAAAGUAGAAGAAAAGAAGGAAGAGAAGACAGAAAAGAUGGACACCACUCCACCUGUAGAUGAAAAGAAAGAAGUGAAGGAUGAGAAGGACGCUCAGAAGCCAGAAGAGGCGACCAAGCUGCAGAACGGAGACAGCAGCAAAGAGGGCGCCACGACCGCUGCAGCUGCUUCCACGCCCAGCGGAGUCAGCGAGGAGAAGAAGAAGGCCAAAACCCGCUUCAUGUUCAACAUCGCAGACGGAGGAUUCACAGAGCUCCACUCUUUGUGGCAAAAUGAGGAGCGCGCUGCCACGGUUACCAAGAAAACAAAUGAGAUCUGGCACCGCCGUCAUGACUACUGGUUGCUGGCUGGCAUCAUACAACAUGGUUACGCACGCUGGCAGGACAUCCAGAAUGACGUGAGGUUUGCCAUUCUCAACGAGCCUUUUAAAGGGGAGAUGAACAGGGGGAACUUUUUGGAAAUCAAGAACAAGUUCCUCGCCCGACGAUUCAAGCUUUUGGAACAAGCGCUGGUGAUCGAGGAGCAAUUGCGUCGUGCUGCCUACCUCAACAUGUCAGAGGAUCCCUCCCACCCCUCCAUGGCCCUCAACACUCGCUUCAGCGAGGUGGAGUGUCUGGCCGAGUCACACCAGCACCUCAGCAAGGAGUCCAUGUCCGGGAACAAACCGGCCAAUGCCGUCCUGCACAAAGUGCUGAAGCAGUUGGAGGAGCUGCUGAGUGACAUGAAGGCGGAUGUGACUCGCCUCCCAGCAACCAUCGCCCGCAUACCGCCGGUUGCCGUUCGACUCCAGAUGUCUGAGAGGAAUAUCCUGAGCCGCCUGGCGAGCCGAGGACCUGACGCUCAGGCACAGACACAGCAGAUGUCGCAGCAGUAGACUGAAAAUCGUCUCUAACCUUGAGAACCACCCCCUGCCUCAUGUCUACAUUCCUGAUUGGUGCACAGCAGAAUAAUGGACAACACACCCAAGCUUGAAGCCACGCCCAGUUCUCUGUCUUUUCUUUCACCCAACCAACAACGAACUUUACAGGAUUUUUCUGGAGAACCAAAUCUCCUUCAGACCCCUGAGAAUGAGGCUGUGGACAGAAAAAGCUUUUUUUUUUUUUCUUUUUUUUUCAAUUUCUGUAUUAAUAUUAUUGAUAUAAUGUUAUUAUGAUGUUUUUUGGGACCUAAAUAAAAAAGAAAA
Molecule: messenger RNA, 6579 nt
Organism: Melanotaenia boesemani (Boeseman's rainbowfish)
Lineage: Eukaryota; Metazoa; Chordata; Actinopteri; Atheriniformes; Melanotaeniidae
Gene: chd4a
Product: chromodomain helicase DNA binding protein 4a
Exons: 41
Coding region: 400-6270 (1956 amino acids)
Biological process (GO): negative regulation of transcription by RNA polymerase II; chromatin remodeling
Cellular component (GO): nucleus; NuRD complex; chromatin
Molecular function (GO): chromatin binding; DNA binding; histone binding
Source: RefSeq, a predicted model, not a curated record